Molecule: messenger RNA, 573 nt
Organism: Micromonas pusilla CCMP1545
Lineage: Eukaryota; Viridiplantae; Chlorophyta; Mamiellophyceae; Mamiellales; Mamiellaceae
Exons: 1
Biological process (GO): proteolysis
Molecular function (GO): aspartic-type endopeptidase activity
Source: RefSeq, a predicted model, not a curated record
AUGCCCGUGCGCGGAUCGCUGCGCGAGCACGGGUACCACUACGCGGAGGUCGCGCUCGGGACGUUCGAUCCCCCGCGGUUUUUCCAAGUCAUCGUCGACACCGGGUCGUCGUACCUCUACGUCCCGUGCGGCGACUGCGGGGAGAAAUGCGGGACGCACACGAACGCGACGUACGACCUGGCCCACUCCACGACCGGGCUCGGCGUCCUGUGCACCGACAGGGACUGCCCGACGACGUGCCCGCGCGCGCGCGGUCGCGGGCGGCGGCGGCGGCGGCUCCUCGGCGCCGACGGCGGCGGCGACGUCCCGCGGUGCGAAUUCUCCGCGAGCUACGCGGAGAUGAGCUCCGUGCGCGGGCGCGUCGUGCGCGAUAGGAUACACCUCGGCGAAGAGAUCGGCGCCGUGGACGUGACGUUCGGGUGCACGAUGGAGGAGAAGGGCAGCAUCUUCCGGCAGGAGGCGGAUGGGCUCAUGGGGAUGGGACGCGCCAACGACAUGUCCAUGCCGGUGCAGCUGAGCCGUCGCCACGGCCUCGCGGACGUGUUCUCGCUGUGUUACAACAACUUCACCGGC